Molecule: messenger RNA, 851 nt
Organism: Planococcus citri (citrus mealybug)
Lineage: Eukaryota; Metazoa; Arthropoda; Insecta; Hemiptera; Pseudococcidae
Exons: 4
Coding region: 217-828 (203 amino acids)
Source: RefSeq, a predicted model, not a curated record
ACUACACGUUGAUUGCAUUCAUAUGGUUCCCGUCAGGCGUCAUUUAAUCGCCUCUCGUCUCUCGAAUGUACUACUCACUAUACUAUGUAAAUUUUUGAAACACAUAGAACAAGAACACUGCGGUGUAUCCGGUUGUAUUUCAGUUGCAGUAUCGUUCAAGUUUGAUUUGAAUCGUUAUUUAAAAUCUAAGAUUGGCGUUCUCGGUGUUGUCUAAAAAUGUGGGAUUGUGUCCUCAAAAGGUUUGCUGCAAUAGCAAUACUUUUAAAUAAGACAACGGAUGUUCUCAUGUGUAUGCUCUGGGAUGUCGUAUGGAGUGACAAAGUAAUAUUCGGAUUUCUUGUUAUUAUUGCAGCCCUACCAAUUAAAUGCGCAAUUCAUGGAGUUUAUGAGAAGAAAUCAGCACUAAUGAAAUAUCAUUUGCUUGUACAAGGUGUUUUUCUGGUCAUGAUGUUUAUAUUUUCCAUAUCAUCAUUGAGUAGUCAAAGUCAGAAAGAUUAUCUUAGGAAAGUUUUCACUGAUGCAGUUAAUGAUGGUAAAGACAGAAAAGUGGAAUUAACAGAUAAUCAAAUCUUUCUUUACACAUUGAUCAUGAUCGGAAUUAUUGUUGGUCUCUCAUCACUAUGUUUCGUUAUCACAUUGAAGUAUUACCUGAAGAUUAAAGGAGAAAUAAUUGUGGAGUCUCAGUCUGUGGAUGAGACUGUACCAUACGAGCGACUUGAAGUAGACCACAGCUGUACUGUAAUUCCAAUGGACACUCCUGAACAUCCGCGUAAGGCUAAUCCUAUGAACGCUAUUCCAUUACCUUGGCCAAAACCUCAAGAAAAAUAAAGGAGAAGAAACAACACAGAAAA